Camellia sinensis is the source of this 2945-nucleotide messenger RNA. NCBI's taxonomy places the organism in Eukaryota, Viridiplantae, Streptophyta, Magnoliopsida, Ericales, Theaceae. The record is from RefSeq and is a predicted model, not a curated record.
CCCUCCCCCGCUCUCUCUCUCUCUCUCUCUCUCUCUCUACCCUACCCAGCUCUUUCUCUCAUCUGGCCCGUCUCUCUCCCCUCCCCUCCCCGUCGCUGUCACCACCACCAUCUCUUGCCUCUUGCUCACCAUCUCUUUCAUCUCCUCCCGUCGCCAUCUCUAUCCUCUCCUCUACCGUUGUUGUUGUCUCUAGCAGAUCAACCUCGUUCCCCUACUCCAUCGCCGCUCCGUCACCACCAGCCAUGUCGUUGGCUAGUUGCUGUUGUCCCCUCCUCUUCUCCCCUGUCGCCAUCGCCCACCAGAUCUGGAGAUGCCAGAUCUGGAAGAUUUACAGCACAAAAAAAAAAAAAAAAGGUUUCAAUUAACAAAGUAUGUUUUCAUUGGUGUAACUUGUAAACUUGUAACUGGUAUCAUACCAGUGUGCAGUGACAAGCUUGGCCUUAGUCUCAAGUUGGAUUCAUUUGUGGCUGGAGUUAUGAUAUCAACCGCUGAUUUUGCACAGCAUACUUUAGACCAGAUGGCAAACGACAUACCACAUGAUGGAGCUCCUCCAAAGGCAGAGUUUGAUUCUGAGGCGGAGCUGGAGCCAUUACCACUAGAAGUGAGGCCUUUCGAUCCGGUGGGGUAUCGUCCUUGGACUCAUAUUCUGCCUGCUGGAGGCAUUAGGCACUUCACUGAUUUUGCUACUGACGUGCCAGAGGAUCGCCUACUGAAGGAGCCAGAUUCCCAUCUUUUAGCCGUUGCCAUUGAGGGUGACUCUCGCACAUACAGGGGCUAUGGGGCCAUGACGGCCAGAGAUUGGUAUGACGAGCUCUCCGUAGGAGUGCACGACAUUGUUGACGAGGCCGGCUACGGCCUAUUCUGCUCUGGAUUGACACAAGUUAUAGUGAGCCGUCCACUUCUUGGAGCGUUAGUGGAGAGAUGGUGGGACACCACUAACUCUCUCCACAUUUUCACUGCCAGAGAGUUGACGAUGACUCCUUAUGACUUCGCCAUGAUCACAAGCCUAGGUGUAGGGGCGAUUUGAUUCCUCUCAAUCUUGACAUGGGGGAGUGGGAGGCUGCUUGGAUUGAGCUACUGGGGGCACGCCCACCUUUGUUCCGGACAGCUAUGGUCAGAUACAGUUGGUUUGAGGAGCAGUUCAGGGGGACUGAGCCAGAGACGGUAGAUGAGAUAAAGCAGUACAUUCGGGGUUUUCUGAUGUUCCUCCUCGGUACCACCAUUUUUUUGAACACGGCGAACACCGUAGGAUUGUACUUACUGAGGCCGACCCCGCCCCAACUAUGAUGUUUCUAUGAUUGGGACGGGGCCGGCCUCGCGGCUAUAUGAGCUCGACCUCCCGCGGGAGUGGACACUUGAUCAGAGUCUACUAGCGAGCUUGGGAGCUAUGGGUGUACGCAUACUUCUCGACUCUUGCUGCAGAGCCUGUACUGGAGGUUCCGUUGACGGUUUUCUAUUUGCGGGUGUACGAUGGUCCGCUUCGCUGCAGGACUCGCAAGCCCUUCACUUUUUUCAAACAUCACUUUGACAUCGUAGCUACCCAUGAGAUCACGUGGUAGCCAUGGGCCACGAUAUCGACAGGGGUUCGAGGCCGGUACACUGUGGCCUUGGGCAUCUCGUGCUACCGUAUUCUACUUGAGGUCUGGUUUGCUGAGCCUAGUACCUAGGCGAGAGAGUCGUGCGUCAGUCUUUGGGUCUGCCUGCUCCGUUCAUAGCGAUGACGUUGCCAGAAUCCAUGAGGUCAGCAGACAACCUAUAUGUUGAUGGGGUUAUCCAGUUCAUGGUGGGCUUGGAGGUAGAGUACUUCCGAGUCGAGGGCGAUUAUACGGUCUUCAUUCAGACACACCUUAUGCCACCUCUAGCCCCUACUACGAGGGCGGGGCCUAGAGCAACCAGGGCAGCCAGGGCCUAUGGGAGAGGGGCUCUUCAGGCGAGGCAGAGGACCAGCUGGCCGGAGCUGCUUACUGCUCUCACCUGUUGGUGGUAUACUAGGGAGGCAUAUCAGAUUUCAAUUGAGCCUGCUGCAGCGGGGCAUAGAUAUGUCAGAGCUCAUGACGUACCCCCGGCACCCCCAGGAUACACCGAGGAUCUGCUGGAGCUAUUAGUCUCAUUCGAGGGCAUGAUAUUGAGGAGAGAGGUACUAUUUGGCUUCCGCGGCAUUUAGGUAAUUUCUUCAGUUUUCUUUCAUUCCAGUCAUCAAAUUUUUGUUGAUACAUUGAAACUGACAUGAGAACUUCCCCAUACUGCACUGAUACACUACAUCUAAAAUACUGCACUUCCAUACUGUAUUCAUACUCUGUACCUGACUUCAGCAUAUACUCAUUCUCCCCCAUGCUUACAUCUGAUACGUAUGUUGUGGCUGACAUAUGACAACUGUCUUUUCAAGUCCCACCCAUACCGGGUGCACCAGCAGGAGUAGCAGUAGGACCAGCAGUGCCUCUUGCAACAUGGAGAGAGAGACAGGCUCCAGCAUGCAGCCGAGGCUGAGCUAGGGGCACCUGAGCUGAGAGUGGCCCUUUAGAGCCCAUUCUGAGCGAUGAUGAGGCUGAGACUAGCAAGGUCGAAGAGUCAGCAUGCUGAGUCAUCUGAGAGUGGAGACGAUGACGCUGACUCGGGUUCUGAGAGUAGGAGCGCUGAUGCUGAGGAGGGCUCCGAGGCAGAGAGUGGAGAUGGCUCUGGUUCAGACUCUGAUUCUGGUUCAGACAGUGGCGCCGAUGGAGACAGUACUGCAGAGUCCUCUCCUCCGAGGAAGAGGACGAAGAGGGCCUCUUGAGCUUAAGGCGACCAGCGCUGAUUUUUUGUAGUUUUUGCUUAGUUUCUUUUUGUUAAUAGUGUCAGCACAUUGUACAGCUUCAGAUAUGUUUUAUUUUUUUAAAAAACUUGUACUGCACCUUUUAUAAAAACAACCAUGAUCAGAAUGAAAAUCAGGUUUUUCAUUUGAAAAA